GUGUUACAAAACUAAACUGUGUAAUUUUGAGACCUUAAACUCCCUCAUUUCCUUGCUGCCUGUUUAAUAUAAGAAAUAUAUUUUAGAAGAAAUGAAUCCUGUCAAAGUGACUGACUGUGGUGGCAGGAAUUCUAUGAGAGGCUAUCGAUGAGACUGACACAAAUAAGCAUUUUCUCUCUGUUAUUUUUUUCUUUGAAUAAGUGUUUUUAUCCAGGCUGCAUUUGCUGGGUCAGCAAACCACCCUAGUCAGUAUUUCACUGAAGAUGAGGAAUCUCUGUUAGUAUUGUUUCUUCAGGUUUAUCUUUAUCUUUGAAAGGAAUCAACCUACUUCUCCUUUUAUUAUCACUGUUGGGAUCUUUACAGAAUGAAACAAGUUAGACAUGUCUAUGAUGCUAAGAAGCCAAGCUCACCAAAAAAGCUGCAGUAUGCACUGUUCAUUCAAGCUAACCCUCUUUGCCCUGGUGUUUAGUAAUUUUUCACAUUUUUUCCUAAGAUGUCUUUCUUCCUUCUCUAAAAUAUCUGAGCCAAUUCUAAGGCUAAGAGGGAGGAGAUAUGCUGCUUUUGUGCAGUAUCUGAGAAUAAUCAGAAAUCCUUGCUGCUGAUAGGUCCUGAUGUAGUGCUUUUUCAGGCUCAUUAGGUAUCUUAUCUUUGACUUAUGUAGAUAGAGACAAGCUGAGCAGCUGGGCCUUCAUUUGUCAGAAAUGCUAGGACAUGCAAGCCUCAGCUUGGGUCAAAAGGGAUGGGAGGUGCUAUUCUGCGCUUUGAGAGACAAGAAGAAAUCCUAUCAGUUAUUUUAUCUAGUACAGUGAUCAUUUGUCUUUUGGGUGUUAUUUUUAAGCAGCUGGCAGGAUAAUCUUGUCCUGUUAUUGUAAUCUCAGCAGUGAGAGCCCUGCUUGCUGUCACUUGGUUGCUCUCUUCCCCCUCUAUGUUGUAUCAGAAACCUAUUUUUCUGAAGUGUAGAUCUGAAUUCUUGAAUGUUAACAUUCUUGCUUACAAAAGAAGGAUUGUCAUGGAUAGAAAGGGGAAUGUUAGAGGUGCUGUCAGUCCUGGUGUUGUCCGUCCUUUCUUGAUCAUUUAAAUAUUAGCAAAACUAGGAUUCCCAGCGUUUCUCUCUCUCUCAGGUAAAUGCUUGUGGUUUUUCUGAAGUGAAGAAAACAGGCUUUAACUGAUAGUUGAUUUGAAGCAUUUACUUAAAAUAAUGGCCAUUUUUAAGGUUUUCUUCCCCUCCUGUGAAAAGAUUUCUUUAUCAGAAGGGAUUUCAGUAAGAGGGAAAAGCAGAUUUCUACAGAAAGAAGGCUAGCUCUUUCUGGAGUCUGGGAUGGUGGAUCUGCAUGUAGCUGUCUUACUUAGUAACUGUGUGCCACGCUCAAGGUAAGUGAGUAUAAAGAGUUCUUGGACUGCCAGGUCAGGUGGUCUUAAUGGCGUUGGAGGACUGCAGAACAGAGUAGGCACUGGCAAUGGAGUAGCUCUGUGCAAGAGAGAUGAUUAAGCACACUGUGAGAUGGAUCUUGACCCAGGGUUUGCAGUACAGGCCCUUAAUCCUGUGAUAUAACACACUGGCAGAUUCUCUCAUCUUACCCAGAGCUUGUCUGCAUUCAGAGAAGCCUCUAUUCAUGAUAACACACAUAUACAUGAGUGCAGGCACCCUCACUCAAAAGAGUGAAGAGCACUCCAACUCUGGAAGAAAGUGGUGGUGAGAUCAAAGACAGAUUUGUGUCCCUCGGCAUCUUGUGGUCUGACCAUGGGAGAUGUUUACUGAUAUUGGUUCAGUGUUCGAGGGAUAAAGCAGACAUGUAUAGUGAGAUGGAGAGACAUUUAAAAAGAAAAAGUAUGUAUGUAUGUGCAUGUGGGGGAAAUGGCUCCCAUCUCUAACACUGUUGUAUUGUCCCCCAUACCUGAGGUGAGCAAGUUGCAUUUGUCCUUCAGACAUGUCCCAUGACCUUACUGCUAGGGAUUUAGAAAAUGAUGGGGUUUUUUGUUUUUUCUAAGACUGUUUGUCUUCCUGUCAACACUGAAGAGCCACUAGGAAAACAGCUCUAGCAGAAAGCUGCACAAAGCAGUGAAGUGAUUAGUCUAGAUAGUAGCCUCUUACUUAUUUUUCCCUGAAGUGAUGUUCUCCCUCCACCUCAUUAAAAUAGCUCAGAGGAGAGGCUGGCUGGCGAGACUGUAAAGAUGGUAUUUAUUAUUGUGGCUGUGAAGACAGUGCCCACUGGUAUUGAAGAGAGACUGCUAAAAAUAGGAGAAGUAGUCAAUUCCAUUCACAUUUUAAAUAAUGAUUAAAAAAAAGCUAUAGAGAGCAGACCCAAAAGACUGUUGUUUGAAGAGGAGAGUUCCCUUAUGAAACGAAUAUGUUGCAGGUACUAAUGAUAGCAGAGCCUUGUGGUGAAGGACCCAAGAGGCCCUUCUAAUCUGAUGUCAUGUCAGGAGUGAUGCCCGAGAGUCUAAUUUCCCUUUGGAUUGUGUGCUGGUUAGGUGGUCCUUUCCUCAUGGAAGGUCUGUUGCAAGUUUUCUUGCUACAGUGAUAGUGGAUGUCCCUUCUACCCUCACCAGAAGAGUUCUUAACUGUGAGGGUCUGAGAUUAUUUUUUAACUUUUUUUUCUGUUCUUUGUCAGCUAUGGUUGGCACCAAGUUGUGUAUCACCUUGUAGCCUCUCUCUUACUGUGUUCUGUCAAUUCUGUGAUUCAAGGUGAUGAUUUCUGAAAAGCUAUUUCCCGUUCAUUAGCAUUGUGUGCACUCAGCUAGCACCUGCUAUUUCAAGAGAAAAUCUGAAAUGUCAGCACCUUGUCAUCAUUUUAUCUCAGGCUGAUUGCCCGUCUCUCUUUGUGUACGUUUCCUGCUUGAUUUGAUUGUCUGUCUCAACAGAUAGAGGAUAACGUAUUCUUUUGAAUCACCUUUUUCAUUUCCUCUGGGAUAGUCAAAGUUUUGUCUUAUAGACCUCUUUAUAUAGCAUGAAAUCAUCAAAGUUUGUGUUAACUGCAGACUCUGUUCUUGUGACACUAUUCCUGCCCUAUAUUUCAAAACUACAACUUUCACACCUGUAAAGUGAAACCUUUGUUCUAGUUAGUUAGAUGUAUUGCAGUUGAGGAAUACUUAUGGCCUGAAUGGAUAUUCUGUAGCUAGAAGUCCAUAUAGGUAUGUGGAUGUGACAGUAAUAGCAUAUGCAAAAUUACAGUUAACAAGCACCUCUCUGCCUGAUACUAAACCUGUACAGAAACCAGUGGCUACUGAAAAAAAAAUCUGACGGAGAUACUGUGUUUGAUUUCUCUCUCCCCUCCCCACCAUGUAAAAUUGCAACUUUUAAAAAUUAGCCAAAAAUUAAUCAUAGGGACAAUGUUUUAUUUAUUGAUCAGAUUAAAGCAAUUGGUUUCAGCCAUCUCUCUGUGUUCCCUGCUUUCUGUGCACAGGCAAAGCAGGGUAAAGUGGCUGGUAAUUGAUUUUUUGCAAAGGAUCCAAGCAUCUGACUGGCAUCAGUUUUCUGAGGUGAAGACUGAAAUUUUUGAAGAAAGCUAGAAUCUUUUGUUUAAUCAAAGUUAAUUAUUGUUUAAUCAAAACCUGCCUUGAAAAAAAAAGUUGGUGAGAUUUUUUUAGUAGCCUUCUUUCUUUUCUUUUUCCAGCUUCUCAAUCUUUAUCUGUCUCAUUUUAAGUGUCUGUUAUAUUGAAUGGUUGUAGAAUAUGAUCUCUUUUUAGCUUGAUGUUUGCAAAAAAGAUAACCUCAUGGUGUAUUUUGUAUCAUUGUACAUGGGAAGAGGAAACCCUUACAUAUUUAACUUUCUAAUGGACCUACCCUUUGUCGUCUGUAAUUUGGGCUAGUUCUCAACAUCGGGCAUAUAGUUGUUGGUUUUUUUUUAAAAAAUAUUUGGAAUAUCCAUUAAAAUAAAAUUGAUUCAAACAAGCUUAAUAGCCUUUCAAAAAAGUCUCUGAGGGAGCAUUUCCAGAGGAUCGACUUAGCAAGGAUCCCUUCUGUCCUGUGGUGCAAUCUGCAUGCAUCUGGAACUUUACUCUUAGUUCUCUUUCCAUUUAGCUUCCACAGCUGAAUACAUGUGAAUAUAUUUUGCUGUGCGACAACAGAACAUUAACAUGAGCCCCAGAUGGGAAACAUUCCUAUGUUGUGUGUCACCUUUAUUGUCCUGAUUAUUAAAGGGUUAAAAGACAGUGCCCUGCUUCUUAGAAAGGUGGGGGAAAAAAACAGAAAAAAAACAUGUAAGGAAGCAGCAUGUGUUCUCUUUGUGGAAGGACCAUGCUCUGCACAACUGUAUGCCUGGAGGAACCACGGGCAGAUCCUUUUCGGUGGUGGGAGAGUCCCCCCUCAUGUUCCCUUACCUGUAAGUGCAGUGGUGAAGACUCAUGUUAGCUGUAACUGUCCAGGUAAUAUAAGGUGCCCUUUGCACUGUGUAAGCUGACUGUGGUUAAAGCCUUUCCCAGCAGUGUCCAGUGCGAUGUGCCAUGAGUAAAUUCUUGGGCUAAGCUACUGAAUUGAUACUGCAUUGAACACUUUCUUUUCUUUUCUUUUUUCCUUCCUGUGAGGCCAAGUGCAGCUUGUACCUUUAGCUAAUUUGGCUCUUUGAGAGAUUUAUCUGCAAGGUCUGGUCACUAGCACUGUUGGCUAAGUGACCACAGUGGUAGCUUUUUAAACCAAAAUGGUUUCUAUGUGAAUUCACUGAGAAACCUCCCUCAUUACCAGACAAUUUGCCUGUGACAAACACUUGCAGGAAGGGCUUCAAAGGCAUCGGCUGAUAUAUUUAUACUGACAUUGAUUUAGUCAUUGAUUGACUCUACCACUUAAUCACCAAACUGACAUAGUGUGUUUCAGAGCACUGGCUGGAUGAGACCAUGAGAUCUGCUGAAUGUGCAGGGGAGAACGGAUGAUAAUUUUCUGUGAUGCCCCAGCUCUGCCAGCGCGUUUCUGCCUGUGGGCGGUGUUGCUACCAGAUGCUGGAGAACUGGUUCCACAGCCUCUUGAAAUGGUUCCUUCCACCUUCCUGGGGCUGAGUUCUGCCCUGUAGCCUACUCCCUUAACCCUUCUGAUUCCCUGAUUUAAAGUACUUGUGUGGGUGAUGUUAGGAUCCCUGUGACUUUAAUGGGGGUUGGCUAAAUGGCUGAAGUGAAUUGCUUUGUUUGAGAAGAGAGUGGGGUUCAUUUUCACCAGAAGUGAAGUUUUCUGAAUGCUUUCUGGGGUUGUUGCAGUAGUGUCUCUUGCAAGCAAGUCUUUUUUUGCUUUAUGCUCAGGUGACCCUUUUAACUAGCUAGUUCUGAUUUGUAUUUUGAUGUUUACUUCCACACCAGCAAAACAACAGCAGCAGCAAUGACAACAGAAAACCACAGCAUCCAUCUAGUACUAGAACUGCCUGGGUUCUGUAAAGGUUUUCAGAUUCUGGAAAGUGGUUACCUCAUCUGCAAAUGAUGAGGACAUCACAAAAGGUGUCAGUAGCAGGAUGCCCUGGAGAAGUUGCCCCUAACUGCAGAAUGCUGAGCUGGGAGGUGAGGGAGGAGCUGGUGAGUAGGGCACAGGCUGAAACGGGAACAUAAGUAGUCCCUGCGAGCAGAUUGCAGGUUCUGCUACAGCUCUUAACCAUUCUCCUUGAGCAAAUGCAGAGCUAUGUCCUGGAGCAGCACUCGGAGAAUUGCAUCAACAGCAUGAGAAACAGCAUGUAAAAAUAUAGUGAUUUCACCUUACUGGCUAACGGGUGCUACACAGGCAAGCGUGGGACUCUGGAUGGUGCAGCCUGUAGAGGGGUUUGCUCUGGGGUGCUCCGCAAGAGUAAACAAACCCGGGUGCACCGCGGCCGGCGCGCCACCACACUGUGGGGUUGCUGUAGCCUGGGGGCACGCCUUCUAAUGACCCCAUGACUGACAAGUCCAGACAAAGGCGAAAUCACACUGCAGACCCACACCAUAGACAUCUUGAUGCUGUGGAGCUAUUCCCCACAGAACCACCCCCUAAUGAGCGUGUUGUUAUCUGCUGGGCAGUGCUGUGGGCUGAGCACGAGGUCCACUGCUGAUGUACAUGCUGUUACUGACUAGAGCUGUGUCGCCUUGGUAUGGCUGUGGGCUGGCAUUGUUCUGACUGGGUAUAAAAAGGCAGUAAGCCACAUAUGCUUGUGUGGACUCGGACCCAUGGUGAGCUGGCCUGCGGACUCGAGGACCCACCCAUCAGAAGGGAUGCCCCUGAUGUCAACAGCGUGGUGAGGAGGAACUGGGGAAAACUAUACUGGAGGGGUGGCCCAUAAGGGGCGAGAGUGGUUGCUAUACUGUGCACCCAUUGCUUGAGAAUCCAGGGAAAACUAUACCAGAAGAGUGGCCCUGGAGGAAAGGGCGAGAGAGGUUGUUGUACUGUGCACCCAUGAUUGAACUGUAGAGCUCUGAUAUGUAUAUAUUUUCAGUACUGUCAUAUUUCUAGCUUUGCUAUACUGUUAGCUUUGUUAUAACCUCUUAGCUCUAAUAAAUUCUCACACUUGACAAAUUAUGAUCUCUUGAGUUCAGUACAACUAACCUUGGGAUCCGAAAGAAUCCCAGACACCCCUCUAGUGGCGUGUCACACUGGAACGAGGGUGAAGAGAAGGCGGUAGCAGCCAGAGCUGUUCCCUGCAAGGAGCAGAAAGAAAUAAGUAGUGUUAUGGGAAGAGGAAGUCAAACCUGUUUUGGAGGAGAAGAGGUGUUUUAUCUCCAGCUACCUUUGUGAGCUGACAGCAGUGUCAUCUUCCAGGCAACAGAAUUUUUAUUCCCCUUUUCUGUCUCCUUGCUUCCUCCUCCCAGCUUCUUCAUUGAUCCUCCUUCUCUAUUCUCUCUCUCUUUCAUAGCCUUUUUAACCACAGUAAGUAAACAAGCUACUCAUUUCAGAAGUAUGUUGGGCCCUACUCAGAGGCCCAAAGUCCAUCCACAUCCCUGUUAGGCACUCAGUUAGGUGCUUCUGGAGGCCUAACACCAACAAAUUGAAAAUGCUAGGCACAGGAAAGUUUGUUAGGCCCUGUAGCUAUGGCCCUCAAUUCCUUUGAAGUACUGGAGCCCUUUUCAGAUGGUCUGGAUCCCAUUGACUCUGCUCUAUCAGAUGCUCAGCUUAUAAUUAAAUUCUCUGCAUCCAGUGGUUACAGAAUGAGAAAUAACCAGAUUAAUUUGCAGCAGAAGAUUUAGGUACUAUAUUCUGGGCUAGAGGAGCUCUCAUUCCUUCCAGCCCUCUAUUUCUAUUACACUCCCUACCUUGGGCCACCUUCACCACAGGAGAAGCAAGUAUGAAGUUGAAGGCUGCUUCAUGUUUGGGCAUUGUCAGUGUUCAACACCCUGGCAGGGAUGCAGGGCUCAACUGACUGAGGAGCAAAAACCCUCUAUAGUGAGAUAAUGCACAAGAAUGCAAAGGUCAACUGGUGAUGACAAUUUGUGUGUGUGUGGGGGGGGGUUCCCCCCUCAUUUUUCAGGAGCUGUAUGUUAUAUUAAGCUCAAGUUAUCCUUUAUUUCCAGUACUUUUUAGAUUAACUUCUAGAGUUCCUAGAAAUUAUGCCCGUCUGCUUUGCCUUCUGAUGGGAAGGGAAGAUUCUCAACAAAAAUAUUGCUGAUUCCUUACUCCCCUGGCUCAACAGAAGAUUCUUAAGUGUUACUUGCAGCCAUGAGAAGUAAGUGGAACCGAAAGAGUCACCGAUAAUGAAAGUUUAAGAAGAUGAAUUUCAAGCAAAGGUGGAGAAUAAUGAGAAAGCUGUAGACAGUUGGGGAGAUUCUGAGAAGAGUGAACAGCUUGACCAACGAGAUAAGGAGGACCUGGAACCAUUAGGUGGUGGUGACAUUCACAGAGAUGGCUGGGUAUUUCACUUGAAGAAUAACAACCUCUAUGGGAUGAAGGACAGCCAGGCUUUUAUGAGAAUAUCUGACACCUUGAACGUCAUCAGGCACUGUGCAGUUACCAGUUUGCCCUCUGGCUUGAGGACUCCAAGAAUCCAGUAAAACAUCCGCAAAGGUUCCUCACACCUUCACCUUGAUCCCCACUUGAGAACAGGGCCUGGCAAAUAUCUGUCAGUGAUAGUGCUUGCUCUAACAAUAGUGUCUUGGUCAGACAGGCCCCAUGCUAUUCUUUAAAGCCUGCCUUCUUCACGCUUCCCAUUUUGACAAUCCGCAAUCACACAGCCCUAGUGUAAAGCACACCUGCCCUCAAACAAGCACAACACAGUUGUGUUCUUAGGGGUUAAAUAUUAACCAGCAACAGCUCAAAUAGGAUUUGGAAUUAUUAUUUCAGUAAAUGUAUAAAUACUAAAGGGAAUUUCCAGGGGAGGAGGUAUAGUCGUACAGCUUUUCUUUGGCCCCUCCUAAAUUGCAGAGAAGCUGCAGCACAACAACAGGCAGGAGCACAUGCGCCUGUGCACUUACGUGGUGUGCUGACCUUGCCUUCCUCCUCUGCCUUUCUCAAGCACAUGGCCCAUCACAGGGACAGUGCUGGGUAAGGGAUCUCAAGCUAUGAUUAGCCUGAUUGAUAACAAUAUGGUAUAUGGUUAUCAUAAAGAUUGUACUCAUCCUUCUGAGCUCUCAGGAGUGGAAAACACCCGAGCCGUGUGGCUGUUGUAGUUCUAGCUUGACACCUCUGUGAUGGAAACGCUUUAACCAGCUCUGUGGUCUAGUUUGCCCUAUAUCGUUAGAGGUGCCUAAUAUAUACUGUUUCUUGAAAACGUGUGUGAUAAAGAAUGCCUGCUGCUGCAGUCAGACUCUUCUCAGCAGAAGGCAGCCCUAUAAUGACUUGUUGCUGACCUUUGAUUCGAAUAGCAAUAUUUAGCAAGCAAAUAUUUAAGAACAUGUCAUUAAACAGGGAGGCACGGCUUUACCGUGGGGAACUCUAGCAAGGAGUGCUGCUGAGAUAGGCCCACACUAUGCAAAGGAAGGGACAAACAGCCUUCUUCCCCUCCUCUCCCUCUCCGGCAGAGCAGCCAGCCGUGACCAUGUACCCAUGCGCUGUUGUCUCAGCCUCCCCUGGAAGGGGGAGACGGUUAGACUCCAGCAAGGCAAAUGCUGCUCUGCCAAGCAAGGCCCCUCACCAGCAUGGCAGAGGUUUUAAAACCGUGGAGGGCUGGCUGUAGCUGUUUCACUGCCACAGGCAAAAUAACUGUGGCCAUCCCCCCACGUUCAUAUUGCCUGCUGCUCCGAUAAGGCAAAGGGUGUGUGACAGGGAGGCUGCCUUUCCAACCUGGCUGCCCACAGCGACUGCCCAGUGUGACUAGAGCACAGGCUGGCUCUGGGGAACUCUCCCUAACCAUUAGUGGCUGGGAGCUACAUGCUGACGAGUCUUCAAGAAAUUAAUUAGUCUGGGUCAGGUGCAGCCAUAGGUCAAGAGGAUAUUUUCCCCUCUAGAGUGGCCCAGAAUUAGCUCAGCUGGUCAGUUUAUAAUUAGAUACGUGCAUCUAACAGUGUAUUUUCUGUUGGAUUUUUAUAGUUUUGUCUCUUAUUUUUUAAAAGUGGAAAAUAAUCAGUCUUAAAAUAAAAAAAAAAAACUGAAAGGAAUUAUCUAUAAAAAGAGAAAAUCUUUGCCAGGUCGUCACCACAGCAGAAAACCUAAGCCACAGAAAGCACAGGGCAGGCUUCCCUUUUCCGAAGCUACUCAGAGGUUAACCAGGGUCUGUAAGCAAACAGCUUAGAGAAGGAGCCCAGCUUAGUGCCUGGGUGUCUAAGGCUGUCCCAGGGACUGCCAGCCUAAUGCCCUUCCAGCAGCCCCUCCCAAAGGCAAUGAUAUGCAAAUAGAGGCAGCCCUCCACCUCUCAGGCACAGACAGGAGCCCAUUGGGAGGAAGGACUGGGCCUUGACUCGGUCUCAGAGAGAUCACAGAGGAGGGUGUUUCACAUUUAUGCACACACUCACACGUAUAUAUAAACCCUGGAGCAACAGUGCAGGAAGAUUGUUAAGUACACCCACACGUUGGUUCACUUGGCAGUGUGGCUCAGUGAAGCACUGGUGGGAGACCUGGCUGCUAAAACACAGCGUGCGGGAGAGCGUGUGUACGGGAGAGAUCUUCGCAUGGACUCACGCCCGCUGCUGCUGCUGCUGCUGCUGCUGCAGGCAGUUUGGAAUGGUGCUCUGGGAAAAUCCCAUUCAUUGCACACCCGAGCAAUCAUUGAAUUGGUGGAAGUCAUAUCAUGUGGCACGGGACGGUCUCCUUUAGCAUAUGUUGCCUAUGGAUGCUACUGUGGCCUGGGAGGACAAGGCUGGCCUAAAGAUAAAACAGACUGGUGCUGUCACAGGCAUGACUGCUGCUACGACAAGGCAGAGAGGGAAGGCUGCAACCCCAAGGCGCAGCCCUACCAGUGGGCAUGUGAGCAGAAUACUGUGCAGUGCGAUAACCUGACAGACCGAUGUGAAAAAAUGGUGUGUCUGUGUGACCAAGAAGCAGCCAAGUGCUGGAGAGCAGCCCCUUACAACCCACUCUUCACCUUCUGGCCAGACUUUUUAUGUGGACGGACUCAUCCUACCUGUCAUUUUGGAUAUGGAGGACCAGAAUAGUCUUUUUAGGACCUUUUUUUCUAACACUUUUAAUUAGAAGACUUUGGAAUAAAAUUAUUCCUCCUUUACCAGA
Molecule: messenger RNA, 10537 nt
Organism: Dromaius novaehollandiae (emu)
Lineage: Eukaryota; Metazoa; Chordata; Aves; Casuariiformes; Dromaiidae
Product: phospholipase A2-like
Exons: 7
Coding region: 9982-10464 (160 amino acids)
Biological process (GO): lipid catabolic process; arachidonate secretion; phospholipid metabolic process
Molecular function (GO): calcium ion binding; phospholipid binding
Source: RefSeq, a predicted model, not a curated record